This is a messenger RNA of Pestalotiopsis fici W106-1, 1887 nucleotides long. RefSeq lists its product as uncharacterized. Gene Ontology annotation, cellular component: transcription regulator complex; PcG protein complex. Gene Ontology annotation, molecular function: RNA polymerase II cis-regulatory region sequence-specific DNA binding; DNA-binding transcription factor activity, RNA polymerase II-specific. NCBI's taxonomy places the organism in Eukaryota, Fungi, Ascomycota, Sordariomycetes, Amphisphaeriales, Sporocadaceae. The transcript has a single exon. Gene Ontology annotation, biological process: regulation of transcription by RNA polymerase II. The coding region runs from base 1 to 1887 and encodes 628 amino acids. The record is from RefSeq and is a predicted model, not a curated record.
AUGGACCCACAUCUUACAACCCGAGCUGCCAUCGCGCCGCGCUCCAACAUGAGCGGCGGUGCCAUUGCCGGUGCUGUCAUCGGUUCCAUCUUUGGACUUUCUAUACUCGCUCUUGUUCUUGGCUUUCUAUACUUCCGUUGGAAGCGAGGUUCCCGUCCCGUCGCCGAACUCGAUGAAGAUGACAAGCCGUCAGAUACUGAGCGAAGGCUCUCCCUUUCGGGCUCUGGGCCACCCGGGUCGUCGCACUACAAUGGGCAAGCAGAUCCAUGGGCUUCAAGUAUAGAUGGCCACCAGCACACGGCAUCUACCAAUGACAUUCCAUAUACAGAUAUUGCUUAUCACUAUUCGGAUGGGCAGCAAUUCGUGCAAGAACCCGAUUCCAUCUCAAAUCCUGGCGAUGGUCAAAUCAUUGAACAGUCUGAUUUUGUUCCUCAUAGUGCAACACAUGAUGGAGGCGCUGCCGACUACUACGACACAUCUGUUCCCAUGGACUCUGAGCCUGAACAAGAACCCUCGGCUCCCAGCAGGCAGAUGACAGAACUCUAUGAGGAACAGAUUCGGAAAUCACGGGAGAAUAGGAAGAACAGCAAGGGCUCAACAUGGAGUCGAUUUACCCAGGGACUCAUGUCAAAGAGAAAACGAUCAACCCGCGUAUCGGAACUCGCCAUGGAGGAAGGCAAUGUUCCCACUUCAUCCCCAACCACAUCUAAUCCAGACGUUGCCAUUGACUCCAUAGAAAGGCCCAAGGCAACGUCUGCGUCCCAGGAUCGCAGUAUUGUCCAGGAUGGCGAUAUCUUUGACGAGCCGCAAGAGAUGAGUGACUCGAGUCGUCCGGACAAGCAUACCAACAAGAAGACAAAACGGCGCGGACCCUCUGGAGACGACCCCGGUCUUGUACCACACAGGCUGGACUCUCUUCCGUCUUCAGCACUGCGCCAAAAACCAUUCCCUGCCGACAAGGUGCCCAUCCGCCAGCCAACAAGAUUUCAAAGUCCCGACCUUCCAGAGCCAAUGGAGGAUGACACUGAUCUCGUCACAACUGAUAGAUCUUCGGCUGUGCGUAAUUCUCACUCUCCAGUACUAGACGGUCAAGGCUUUAGCGCAGUCAAUCCAAUGGAUAUCAUGAGGCCAUCCAAUGCGGCAGAAAAGGCAGUCUUUACCAAUGCAGAAUUGAUCCGUAUAGCAUCUGUAUCAGCAUCGCCGCCAGCAUCACCCCCAUACAAUGCCGCCUCACCGCCCAUCACAGACGUUGAGCACAGUAUGACCAACCCAUCUCACGAAGAUGCGGAUCAUGCUGACGAGUCGGAAUAUGAUGAGUCGGAAGAGGAGGAAGACGAAGACGAGGUGAUGGAUGAAGCGCCGCAAUCCUUGGAGGCACCACAAAUCACAAUCGAGGACGUCUUCAUUACCGAUGGUCCAUCUGACUGGUCCACACCCGGGGGAACAACCUUGACAAAUGCAUCUAGUGGGCGAACUCCAGGCACCGAUAUCACUUCAUCUCCCUCUCCCGCUCCAUCAAUUGGCAUUCUACACCCAGAUAGCAGUGCUUCUCCGCCCGAGUCGGCUACAUCGCCCAAACUCGUUCUCACUUGCGAGCAGUGUGACCGUACAUUCGACCAGAUACACAAGCUGAAUCACCACAAGAGGUAUCACGAUCGCCGACAUUGCUGUCCUUACCCCGGCUGUGAUAAGAAAUUCGGCACCAAAACACAUCUGGAUCGGCACGUCAAUGAUAAGCACGAAAAGACAAAGGGUUAUCACUGCACAGAGUCUGGGUGCCAGUACUAUAUUGGCGGUAAACUAUUCCCUCGCAAGGAUAACUGGAAGCGACACAUGGUCAACAAGCACGGCAUCAAUCCCACGAUAGAUCCCCCACUUGUUGGAUGA